ACAUCAUGACGUCACUGUGUGUGCGUAUCAGAGGUUCAGCGGCGGCAGUGUUUUUUUGUUGUUGCGUAUUUUCGGAUCUUUGACGUGACAGAACGGUCGGUUUUGAGCUAAAUUAGACACGCGUGGGAACGUUUUCCACGCUGCCAGUGACCCGGGACAGACACGCUUCAUAUCCGGAUAAAGCGCUGCUGUCACUGCGGGGAAAAUGUCUGCGGGCUCCGGGAACAGAAACACGAACACGGAACCGUGGGGAAGCUUCGACGACAACCUCGUCCAGGGUGGUGGCGCUGCAGUCAUAGACAUGGAGAACAUGGACGACACGUCGGGCUCCAGCUUUGAGGACAUGGGCGAGAUGCACCAGAGGAUGAAGGAGGAGGAGGAGGUGUCGGAGGAGGCGGCGGCCACCGACGACGACAGCCCCGAGGACGGAGAGUUCCUGGGGAUGAAGGGGAUCAAAGGUCAGCUGGGUCGACAGGUGGCAGAUGAGGUGUGGCGGGCGGGGAAGCGUCAGGCUUCCAAAGCCUUUAACCUCUACGCCAACAUCGACAUCCUGAGGCCGUACUUUGACGUGGAGCCAGUCCAGGUCCGCAGCAGGCUGAUCGAGUCCAUGAUACCUGUCCGCAUGAUCAACUUCCCACAGAAGAUCGCAGGUGAACUGUACGGACCUCUGAUGCUGGUCUUCACGCUCGUCGCCAUCCUGCUGCACGGGAUGAAGACUUCAGGAACCGUCAUCAGGGAGGGGACUCUGAUGGGAACAGCCAUAGGAACAUGUUUCGGGUACUGGCUCGGCGUUUCCUCCUUCAUCUACUUCCUGGCCUACCUGGUCAACGCUCAGAUCACCAUGCUGCAGAUGCUGUCCCUGCUGGGUUACGGAUUGUUCGGUCACUGCGUCGUCCUCUUCGUCACCUACAACAUCCACUUCCACUUCCUGUUCUACGUCCUGUGGCUGCUGGUCGGAGGACUGUCCACCCUGCGCAUGGUGGCAGCUCUUCUGUCUCGCACGGUUGGUAAGACGCCGCGUCUCCUCCUCUGUGGGACGCUGUCUCUGCUGCACAUGCUCUUCCUGCUCUACCUGCACUUCUCCUACCACAAGAUCAUUGAAGGGCUGCUCGACACUCUUGAAGGACCCAACUUGUCUCCGAUCCAGCGGGUGGCCAGAGAUGUGCCUGAGCUGACACUUAACGCCACGGGGCGGAGCCUGGGAGUGACACUGAUGUCCCACUGAGGACCAGCCCACUCAGAGACGCUGUCGGCAACCUUGAGAAGGAGAUGUGUUUCUUUUUUUGUGUAAAUGUUUAUCUUUGGUUACCUGGUAAAAGAAUAAUCACAGGUCAAAGGUCAUGACGGUGGUGAAGCUUCAUGUUCACAUGUAUUUAUAGGUUCUGUACAAAACUCUAAUAAACUUUAUGGACUUUGGUUUAAA
Molecule: messenger RNA, 1423 nt
Organism: Solea solea (common sole)
Lineage: Eukaryota; Metazoa; Chordata; Actinopteri; Pleuronectiformes; Soleidae
Gene: yipf3
Product: Yip1 domain family, member 3
Exons: 9
Coding region: 206-1225 (339 amino acids)
Cellular component (GO): Golgi apparatus
Source: RefSeq, a predicted model, not a curated record